CACUUCCGGGCCAGCCCUGCUGCGCAGCUCUCAAUAACAGAGUCGCAGUGACUCAGGCAGCAGCUUAAUCAUUUGGUUCCAAAAAAGAUAUUUCCCCAACUUAACUUCCGCUCCCUCCCGCUGUCUUUCCUUCCUCCCCCUCCAACUGGCUUUGCUAAGACCCCAAGGGGCAGCCCCAGUCCCCCGUUCACCCACUUCUGGGCAGGAGAGGCCUGGCCUUGGGGGUCAUUCUGGGGGUCUGAGGGGAGAGCAGAGGGGGCUCUUGGUGACAGGGACUCACUCCCACACCCUCUCCUCAGGCGGAAGCCCUCAGCCGGCUGGUGACAGGCCCAGCCUGGGUGGGAAGGCCCUGCCCCCACAGGAAGUUACAGCAGAGCGGCCUGUGGUAUCAGCCUGGAAGGGAGCAGGCCUGGUGACGGGGGGCUUCUCAUCGCCUUUCUCUGCUGGGAGCGGGGGCGGCCCCUUCCUGGGAGGGCAGCAGGCCCACUCCGAUAGCCAGAGCCGGAAGGCAGACCCACCGAUAGGCCCAGGCAGCCUGGGUCCCGGGGCCCUUGCCCGUGGGGACAGGUGGAUUCCUCAGACCAGCUGAUGCGCCCUGUAGAGCCCAGGAGGGAGGUCGGUCAGCUUGUGGACAGCACGGGGCCCCGGGCAGCCCGGCCAGAGGCUGAGGUGGUGUGGGGAGCUUCUAGAAGGCAAGGCCCAAGGAGGCCAUGAAAGCAGAAGUGGAGAAUGGCAGGUCCCUCAGGAGACUGGGCGUCAGAUGGAGACUCAGGAGGCCUGGCCGCGUAGGGCAGAGAGGACGAAAGCCCGGUUGGCCCUGGGGCAUGGCCCACGGCAAAGCAAGAGACCUAAACAAAAAAGCUGGUCAGACCCCACUCUCCACUGCUGCUGGGCCCCCGGGGUCAAGUCCCUCCAGUUCCUGUCCCCUGGCCUGGGAUACUGUCCCCAUACCUUUUCUCCCACUCCGACAUCUCUGAGGCUCAGCCAAGCCGCCUGUGCCAGCUGCUGGCCUGGAACGCAACGGGGCAGAGCGCAAGCAGGACUGGUCGGAUCAUGCCAUUUGGUGGGAACAGAAAAGGCAGUGGUUGUUGCAGACCCACUGGACACUGGACAAAUACGGGAUCCUGGCCGACGCCCGCCUCUUCUUCGGGCCCCAGCACCGGCCCAUCAUCCUGCGGCUGCCCAAUCGCUGUGCCCUGCGCCUCCGAGCCAGCUUCUCCCAGCCCCUCUUCCAGGCCGUCACUGCCAUCUGCCGGCUCCUCAGUAUCCGGCACCCUGAGGAGCUGUCUCUGCUCCGGGCCCCUGAGAAGAAGGAGAAGAAGAAGAAGGAGAAGGAGCCGGAGGAGGAGGUGUAUGACUUGACCAAGGUCGUCCUGGCCGGGGGUGUGGCACCUGCCUUGUUCCGGGGGAUGCCAGCCCACUUCUCAGACAGUGCCCAGACGGAGGCCUGCUACCACAUGCUGAGCCGGCCGCAGCCACCGCCAGACCCCCUCCUGCUCCAGCGCCUGCCCCGGCCCGGCUCCCUUUUGGACAAGACCAAGCUCCACAGCAGGUGGCUGGACUCGUCGAGGUGCCUCAUGCAGCAGGGCAUCAAGGCUGGCGACACACUCUGGCUGCGCUUCAAGUACUACAGCUUCUUUGACCUGGACCCCAAGACUGACCCAGUGCGGCUGACCCAGCUGUACGAGCAGGCUCGGUGGGACCUGCUGCUGGAGGAGAUCGACUGUACCGAGGAGGAGAUGAUGGUGUUUGCAGCCCUGCAGUACCACAUCAACAAGCUGUCCCAGAGCGGGGAGGUGGACGAACCGGCCAGCACAGACCAGGGGCUGGAUGACCUGGAUGCAGCCCUGAGCAACCUGGAGGUGAAGCUAGAGGGAUCGGCGCCCUCGGACGUGCUGGACAGCCUCACCACCAUCCCAGAACUCCGCGACCAUCUCCGGAUCUUCCGGCCCCGGAAGCUGACCCUGAAGGGGUACCGCCAGCACUGGGUGGUGUUCAAGGAGACCACGCUGUCCUACUACAAGAGCCAGGACGAGGCCCCCGGGGACCCCAUUCAGCAGCUCAACCUCAAGGGCUGUGAAGUGGUCCCUGAUGUCAAUGUCUCAGCCCAGAAGUUCUGCAUCAAACUCCUGGUACCCUCCCCUGAGGGCAUGAGUGAGAUCUACCUGCGGUGCCAGGAUGAGCAGCAGUAUGCCCGCUGGAUGGCCGGCUGCCGACUGGCCUCCAAGGGCCGCACCAUGGCUGACAGCAGCUACUCCAGCGAGGUGCAGGCCAUCCUAGCCUUCCUCAGCCUGCAGCGGACAGGCGGCGGGGGCUCAGGCAGCAACCCUCAGGGCCCUGAUGCCUCCGCCGAGGGCCUCAACCCCUAUGGCCUUGUCGCCCCCCGCUUCCAGCGCAAGUUCAAGUCCAAGCAGCUCACCCCCCGGAUCCUAGAAGCCCACCAGAACGUGGCCCAACUCUCGCUGUCUGAGGCCCAGCUGCGCUUCAUCCAGGCCUGGCAGUCCUUGCCUGACUUCGGCAUCUCCUACGUCGUGGUCAGGUUCAAGGGCAGCCGGAAAGACGAGAUCCUGGGCAUUGCCAACAACCGACUGAUCCGCAUUGACCUGGCCGUGGGGGACGUGGUCAAGACCUGGCGCUUCAGCAACAUGCGCCAGUGGAACGUCAACUGGGACAUCCGGCAGGUGGCCAUCGAGUUUGACGAGCACAUCAACGUGGCUUUCAGCUGUGUGUCUGCCAGCUGCCGCACCGUGCACGAGUACAUCGGAGGCUACAUCUUUCUGUCAACGCGGGAGCGGGCCCGCGGGGAGGAGCUGGACGAGGACCUCUUCCUGCAGCUCACAGGAGGUCACGAGGCCUUCUGAAGCCCGUCAUGCUGCCCCUGCCCUGCUCACCACCUGCCACUAAGCCCACACCCAUAGGGACUCACCACCCACGCCCUCUCCAGACAUGCACCGAGCUGGGCACAUUCACCCACUGUCACUGGCCUUGUGCAGAUCGGGGACCCGGCUGGGCCAGACUCUGCCAGCCCCCAGGCUAGGGAGGGUGGGCCCUGAGCUUGCACAGCACCCGCCCUUCCCUUGUCCAAGUGGCCAAGACCAACACCCUUGACCUGGCUGUGGUCCCUGAGCACACAAGGAAGGCCGGCUGCAGCUACAGGAGGAUGACUCAUGGUUUCAAACUGGAGUUUCUUUUUGUUAUCUUUUUACAUUUUUAAAAAAUAAAUAUUUGA
Messenger RNA from Phacochoerus africanus (Common warthog), 3229 nucleotides. It is a transcript of the gene FERMT3, whose product is annotated as FERM domain containing kindlin 3. Gene Ontology annotation, biological process: integrin activation; leukocyte cell-cell adhesion; regulation of cell-cell adhesion mediated by integrin. Bases 1410 to 2861 code for a protein of 483 amino acids. Gene Ontology annotation, cellular component: cell-substrate junction. Gene Ontology annotation, molecular function: integrin binding. NCBI's taxonomy places the organism in Eukaryota, Metazoa, Chordata, Mammalia, Artiodactyla, Suidae. The transcript has 14 exons. The record is from RefSeq and is a predicted model, not a curated record.